CCGGUGGUCUGGGUUUUGUGAUGCUGCUUUAUACCAUGCUUGAGUCUGUAAUGUUGGUCAGGGUCAGGGUCAGCCGGUGGCUUGCGUCCCGGGACAUGCAUGCUUCAGUUGAGGGAUGUCCGUCCAAUCGUCACAUGCAGCGAUCGUGCGUGUUGGCAAGCCCAUGGGAGAUGCGAUGCGGGAGAAGAAGUGGUCCAGAACAGGAUACAAGGACACGCCAGCUCAAGUGUCCAACCAUAUAAAUGUAUAGGCACGUAGCCUCUGCAACCAAGCAGUGCAUACUCGCCAGCUACAUUCCUCAGCGACCCAACACGUUAUUCAACAGGAAUCAGUGAUGGCCGCCCCCGCUGCCGCCCCCGGCCGCGCGUACGAGGACUUCGUGCCGCCGCACAACAUGGUCACCGAGCCGGCGACCCACACCCUCUCCGUCGAUCUCACCGCCGCAGGGUACAAGAAGGAGCACAUCAGGGUGCAGCUGGUCCGCAGCCACGGGCUAGUGGUCGUGCGCGGCGAGCGCGCCGUCGCGGGCAACCGCUGGAGCCGCUUCCGGCUGGAGUUCCGCGUGCCCGACGGCUGCGACCUCAAGGGCAUCCACGCGAGGUUCGAGGGCGGCGUCGUGCGGGUCACCAUGCCCGGGCUAAGGACGGGGCCUGCGGCCGCGGUCGGCGACGUCUCCGGCAAGCAGGUGCCCCCGGCGGCCAAGGCCGAUGCUUCCGGCGUUCGAGCAGGAGACAAGGAAGAUGAGAACGUGCAGAAACAGCCGGUGGAGGAGCGCGGGGCCGACGCGGUGAAAGAUAGUGGCCGCCUUGAUCAAGGACAAGGUACCCCUGCCGACGGCGUCCAAGGAGUGGAGGCACCGGCGCCGGCGUCAGGCCGCGGAUACAGCUACCUCCCUGAACGGAGAAAGCUUGUGACCAGCGUGGUUGGCGCGGUGCUCGUCCUGUUUAGCCUUGGCAUCUACGUCAGGUACAGCUUCGGCCCAUGAGCUGAGGCAAGAGGUGUUAACUACUCGACGUCAUUCUCUCUCUCAAAAAAAAAAAAACUACUCGACGUCAGAUGAGCGAUGAGCCUAAACGAUUUGCCGCCAAAACAUGUGCAAGUGCGAUAGUGCUAAAAGCGAUGCUCGGGUUGACUCAAUUGUAUCCUAAACCUGAACUACAGCUGCUUAAGAUUCAUGAAUCAUGACGGCUUCGUUAAUCUGGUA
Triticum urartu is the source of this 1204-nucleotide messenger RNA. RefSeq lists its product as uncharacterized. Gene Ontology annotation, biological process: cellular response to heat. NCBI's taxonomy places the organism in Eukaryota, Viridiplantae, Streptophyta, Magnoliopsida, Poales, Poaceae. The record is from RefSeq and is a predicted model, not a curated record.